AAACAUCUGGUUCCGCUUUCAGUUCCCAUACCUCAUCCAUUACAUCCCUGUUUACGUUAAUCGAAUAAAUUAAACAAUAUCAGCUAACCUCACUUGCCGGUACUUUCUCGCCACCUGUAGCGUCGUCUUUUAUCGAGAAAAACCUACCUACCUUUGUGAUUUGCCGACGCCAAAACGAAUCGUCUCGGUAAAUUGAAACCGUGUUCGAAUGGACCAAUAGAGAGCCCAUUCACGUUUUAACGGUGGACGGGUCAGGACGCGCGCGGUAUCUGGCUGAAGUGGCUGAUCUUGAUCGUAAUUUUAAUAUUUUUUUAAUUUAGAACGAAUGGAGAAGAAUGUCUUUAGUGAUUAUGGUACUGGCAGCGGCAGUUCGGCAAGAUCGUCAUGGGCGAGCUUGGAUUCGUGGCCUUCCGCAGCUCUGAAACAAACGCAGUUGGGUAUUGCGGACAAACAGCGCCAGUAUCAAUCCGCAGAUCUGCUAGAUUUGAUGGUGCAAAGAAGCACGCUGCAAGAAAUGAUGAGCGAAUUCAAAAUGAACGGGUACGACAGUCCGUACAACCCCGAUGAAGAUAAAAGAUCCAACCCGCCAGGAGACCAUAUUGGCAUGGGUCCAUCGAGCGUAUACCUGCGACAGAAGUCUUGGCCCGAACCAGAGGCUACGCCCGUGCAGCGCUUGCCGCGUCCCAGGUCUGAGUGGAUCCACUCUACAACCACGCCCGAUCUCAUAAAGCCUCCAAUUUUUUUUAAUGAUGACGUCGGCAAGGCUCCUUCGAAUUGGUACCUGCGGGAGAAGUGGUCUGAGCAAGAAAUGAUGACGUCACAGCAGGUGCCACGUCCAAAGUCGGAAUGGAUUAAAUCCACCACUGCGCCAGAUAUUACACAGGCUAACAAAUUCUUCGAUGACCUGGACCUGGCAUUGCCUGUGAAACAGCUGGAAACUAUUUCGGCGGAGCAAGUGCGAGUGCUGAACUCGCUGCCGAACGCCGUGUUGUACGGACUGCUCCGGGACCUAGAGCAGAAAAGGAACGAGACAGCCAGGAACAAACGAGUACCAGAUCAGGAAUGCCGAUUCUGCAAGAACAACGGCGAACGUGAAUCGUACUACCGCUCGCACGUCCUGAAGGACUCUGGCGGGCGCGUGACGUGCCCCGUGCUGCGCAAGUUCGUGUGCAAGCGCUGCGGCGCGCGCGGCGACCACGCGCACACCGUCAAGUACUGCCCGCUCAGCACGGAAGAGGAACGCGUAAAAUCUACAGCCAUGAUGCGCAGCGUGCGGUUGGCAUCGGGGCGCCGCCGUGGGCAGAUGGAGCCCGCGGGUGACUACGUCAUGUUCGGCGAGACCACGCCCUCCUUCCUGCGCGACUACCGCUCCUGCGCCCCGCUUGAUCCCGUGUGGGCCGAAUUAGAGCAAAAGUUGACUUUAUAAAGAUAUCAGUAGAUUAGGUGACCCGGUUCUGCCUGGAGCCUGAAACGAGUUGAUUUAUACCACUAAAUUACUUUUUGCCAGUGCGGCCACUUCUCCUUACUAAAUGUUUUGAGAUGUAACCGUAUUGUAGGCACUAAAAAUAUUGUACUUAAUAACACAAUCAUGAAAAACGGUGCCAUCUUAGCUGCUACAAUGUAUAUGCACUACUAAAGCUGGCCAUACACACUGGGCUAUGCCUGCGCAGUUUUAUCAACUGCACAGGUAAAACGAAGCGUGUAUGGCAUUCGACUGUGCAGUUUCCUAUACAGCUUUACCUGUGCAGUUGAACUGUACAGGCAAAACUGCGCAGGCAUACCCUGGUAUGUGUGGCUAACUUAAAGCAAUUGCAAUGCAUAAGUACUUAUAAAAGUAGGCUCACUGCUUUUUAUCUUCAACUAAAGUUGAUUAUGUGCACAUUGUGCACUGGCCAGACUUACCACACUGGCUUACUAGUUACUAGGUACGUACAUUGAUACUCAGAUUUUAUUGCUACAAGUUAUUUUAGAUUUAUGUAGACUUGUUAGAAACCAUAUAAAGUGGUAUGUAGUAUCAUCUAAAUUUAACUGUUGAUUAGGAGUUUCUGUUGAAUUAAACUAGAUGUAAUGUUAGUAUUAUAUGUGAUACAAAGUCUGAUAAAGAUGGAGUAUGGAGGUAUAAGUGUAUUAAUUAUGUUGCUUGGCUUAUGCCAAAAUUUAAUAUUUUAUGUGUCACAUCAUUUAUAACUAAUAUAAGAUAAUUCUCGGAUCCGUUUAUAAAGUGACAUUUAAUGUUAUAAUUAUUUAGAACGUUGAUUAGUUUUAAAUGAAGACAAAAUAAUAUAAGAUUAACUUAGUGUAAGGUUAGGCACUCAUCUCAUCUCUUACGUCCCCAAUAACGAAAAUAAUGAGCAGACAUCACUUUAAUACCUAAUUAAAUAAAUAUUUUAUAGAGGGUACAUGCACAUAGCCCUGAAAUGGCGAAAUAUAAUCAAUUUUCUUAUACACUAACAAACAAGAAACAAUUUUGUUAUAUAUUUAAGGCAACAUAUUUUUUUAAUAUAUCAUGUUUCAAUAUUGUAUUGACAGCAAUAUAUUUCGAAAUCAAAUCUGUUGUUUUAAAUGAAAAGUAUACAUUUCAUAUAGUUUAUUUUAUUACCACGAUAGAAUCUUGAGGCGUUUCAUUAUGCUAGUAAAUGUAUUUUUACCAAAUAGUUACCAGUAUAAGUAUUACCUAGUUGAGGAAUGAUGUACCGGAAAUGUAAUUUAUCAAUUAGGGUCCGAAGCAAGCUCGGUUCCCCUUACAAACGUAGUUACGCUUUCAUUUUAAAACGACUAGUUAGAUUGCUCUGAAACAUUUUACUUACAAUAGGAUAAGGAGUAUAUAGAUACUCCUUAUCUCCUUAAAAUAGUUUAUGUAGCUUCAGAUACCAUAGUUAAAAAAAUAUAGCGAAUUUAAAUUUUUAUACAAAACUUGUAUUUGCUCUAUUUCGUUUGUUGUAUAAGCUGGAGCUAUGUAAAUUAAUUACAGGCAUAGAUAUACCUCAUGUCAUUGUAUUUGUAAAGUUAAUUUCAUUACAAUUCAACACGUAGUUUUAAAAUAACAACGAAACUCCGUUUGUAUCGGAAGGUGAAAUUCGGCCGAGCUUGCUGCGGACUCUUAAGUAUGCAGUUACCGCGUGUAUUGGAAAAAAACAGUAAUUUUUGUUAGAAUUGCAGAGUUUAUUUGUUCACAACAUUUGUUACGUAACUACCUAUUUAAUAAAGUUGUUAAUGCGUUUGCAAUUUCUUAUACAAAUGUUUCUAUCUUGUUGAUUAAUUAUGGUUAAUCAUUUGCCACAUCAGUGAAAUACUAUAUUUUUGAUAAUGGUGUUGGUGUCUUUAUGGGUCCAAUAAAUCAUAAGAAAAAUGGG
Molecule: messenger RNA, 3353 nt
Organism: Cydia pomonella (codling moth)
Lineage: Eukaryota; Metazoa; Arthropoda; Insecta; Lepidoptera; Tortricidae
Gene: Nanoso
Product: protein nanos-like
Exons: 8
Coding region: 326-1426 (366 amino acids)
Biological process (GO): negative regulation of translation; oogenesis
Cellular component (GO): perinuclear region of cytoplasm
Molecular function (GO): zinc ion binding; mRNA binding
Source: RefSeq, a predicted model, not a curated record